UCCGUAUUACUAUUACCCCCAAACAUCGCCUUGCUGACACACUGUCCGACACACACCACCAAAACGCACUCUCUCUCUGAGCGCGAGAGAGAGAGGCCCUUUUUCCCGUACCGAGAGACGUUGGGAAAAGAACGUUGCAAGAGUGGUACAAAUUCCUCGGCACAAUUUGAAUCAGCGUAGAGAAGAAUAGGUGCUUCAGCCCUUCAAGAGAGUGGGAGUAAACUGUCUUUCUCAUACGGAAUACACACACACUGACUGGGAGAGCAAAUGGGAAGUGGCUUUGUGCUCCUCUUUGCAAGUUUUCAGCUACUAAUGCUUCUUGGCAUCUGCGAAGGUGGCAAAAUUGGAGUAUGCUAUGGAAGAAACGCGGAUGAUCUACCCACCCCAGAUAAAGCAGUGCAGCUGAUCCAACUUCACAACAUUAAAUACAUACGGAUAUAUGAUUCCAAUAUACAGGUUCUCAAGGCAUUUGCAAAUACAGGAAUUGAACUCAUGAUUGGGAUUCCCAACUCAGACUUGUUGGCGUUCUCUCAAUUCCAAACAAAUGCUGAUACGUGGUUAAAGAAUAGCAUUCUUCCAUACUAUCCAGCGACAAAAAUCACUUACAUAACUGUUGGUGCUGAAGUAACCGAAGCUCCCAACAAUGUCUCUGCGAUGGUAGUUCCUGCAAUGCAAAAUGUCUUGACAUCUCUGAAAAAAGCUGGUCUUCAUAGGAAGAUUAAAGUCUCUAGUACCCAUUCCUUGGGAGUUCUGUCCCGGUCAUUCCCACCUUCUGCCGGAGCUUUCAACAGUAAAUAUGCUUUCUUUCUGAGAUCGAUGUUGGAAUUCCUUGCCGAGAAUCAGUCACCAUUUAUGGUUAACAUAUACCCUUAUUAUGCAUAUAGGGAUUCUUCAAGCAACGUGUCGCUAGAUUAUGCUCUGUUCGAGUCAUCUUCUGAAGUUAUUGAUCCAAAUACUGGUUUGCUAUAUACAAAUAUGUUUGAUGCUCAGAUUGAUGCGAUUAAUUUCGCACUCACGGCUUUGAAUUUCAGAACUAUUGAGAUUAUGGUUACCGAGACGGGAUGGCCUUCCAAAGGAUCCCCAAAGGAGACUGGUGCAACUCCCGAUAACGCACAAACUUAUAAUACGAAUCUGAUCCGUCAUGUCAUCAAUGACACGGGUACUCCGGCGAAGCCAGGAGAGGAAAUAGAUGUGUACCUCUUCUCAUUAUUUAAUGAGAAUCGGAAGCCUGGUUUGGAAUCCGAGAGGAACUGGGGUCUAUUUUUUCCUGAUCAGACAAGUGUUUACAACCUUGAUUUCACUGGAAAGGGUGUAGUGGACAUGACUAUGAAUGCAACAAACAUCACAGGUUCGAAUGGGACAACAUGGUGCAUUGCGUCACCCACUGCUUCUGAUGCUGAUCUUAAAAAUGGUCUAGAUUGGGCCUGCAGUUCCGGAAAUGUCGAUUGUUCUGCUAUUCAGCCAAGCCAGCCUUGCUUUGAGCCUGAUAACCUGGCAUCUCACGCAUCUUAUGCAUUCAACAGUUACUACCAGCAGAAUGGAGCUACAGAUAUUGCCUGCAGUUUUGGAGGAGCAGGGGUCAGAACAAACAAGAAUCCAAGCUAUGACAGCUGCUUGUACGUGAUGUCCGGAACCAACAAAACAGCCACGGCUAAUGCAACGGCCACUCCUUCAAAAUCUUCAUCAUCUGUCGAAGCAGUCUCCAUGCUCGUUCUGGGUAGCUUGCUGACAGCCUCAUUUGCAUUCAUGUAAUAUUUGAGCUACUGGAAAAGAUUCUCUCUGGUGGAUGAGCAUGCAGACUAUAUUGACAAGCAUGAAAAAGCACUUUGGAAAUAGAAAUUUGCAUAUGCAAAUUGUUCUUAUUGUAUAGCUAUCAAGCCCCCCAGUUUUUGACCAAAAAACCAAAAGUCAUGUAUGAUAGCUCUAGCUCUAGGUUCUUUUGUAGAAUGAGAGCAUGCAGAGACAAAACUGUAUGCUUGAGAAACUAAAGUUUAUUAAUUGCAAUGAGAAAAAUGUAUGCUUGAGAAAUUAAAUAUAUGACAAACCUGUGUGUA
Molecule: messenger RNA, 2054 nt
Organism: Sesamum indicum (sesame)
Lineage: Eukaryota; Viridiplantae; Streptophyta; Magnoliopsida; Lamiales; Pedaliaceae
Product: glucan endo-1,3-beta-glucosidase 13
Biological process (GO): carbohydrate metabolic process
Molecular function (GO): hydrolase activity, hydrolyzing O-glycosyl compounds
Source: RefSeq, a predicted model, not a curated record